CCUCGCCUGAUCGGGAUUGGGAUUCGAGUGAAUCCGGUCUUGGUUCUACAGAUUGGGGCUUGAUCUCUAUCUGAAAAAUACGGACGCAAUGCUAGAAACUUAUGAAAAACUGCUAAAGCAAGUCGAUAACAGAGCUAGGUUCCUUGCUGGUGUUCUCAGUGGUGACAUCCAAUGCAUCAACAGGAAGAAAAACGAGCUACGGCAAGAGUUCAUUGAAAAGGGAUUUGAUCCCCUCCCGAAGGAGGGGCAACCCGUUGUCAUACGACCAACAGGAGUCAAGGAAGAUGCCAGUGAUUAUGACUAUCUCACCAAAAUGUCAGUUUCUAGCUUAACCGAGGAGUACCUGGAGCAUCUUCUGGUACUAAAGAAGAGACUUGAAAUAAAAGUUGGACUCCUACGGAAAGCUGCAGCAGAAUAUCUGAAAUCUGAAAAGGAACCAAGGUUGCUUGACACAAAUUACACAAAAGCUCCAUCAGAUAGAGAUAACAUGGCUGCCAAGGACAGUCAGGUAUUUGAAGCAGCUCCUAGGAGGCAGUAUAAAAGAACUGCUUCCCAUUCUCUUGAGGAAAGUGCAAUGCUGAUGGAUGGUGAUGAGAAUGAGGCUCUCGAGCUUAAAGAUCAGUCCCAAGAACAUACAGGUAAGCACAAGUAUAAUGCUGCCAUUGUCAAAGUACAAAUCUUUAAUGGGAAAAUUACUUGUGCAUACAUAGAAACUGAAUGGUCACAAAAGCAAGAAAGAAAGAAACAGAGGAAAGGACCAAAGAAGCAGAGAAAGGAAUCAAGUGAAACAGGCACACCAAUACAUUGCUGCCCUGCACUGGAUUUUCGGGGCCACGACAAAUCAGGGGACGGCUUCCUCGUGGAAGAAAUUAAGAGAAUAUCAAGUGGUUUAGAUGGGAUUGAGAUUACCCACUGUAGAUCAAAGUAUGGUAGCUCACGAGUUGGCUAAAUUAAGCUUCCGCGGUGCAUCUGUGUCUCUUUGCCAUGAGGGCCUACUGUAGUUUCCCUUGUCGCUUGCUGAU
Molecule: messenger RNA, 1022 nt
Organism: Lolium rigidum
Lineage: Eukaryota; Viridiplantae; Streptophyta; Magnoliopsida; Poales; Poaceae
Product: DNA topoisomerase 2-like
Exons: 4
Coding region: 89-949 (286 amino acids)
Biological process (GO): resolution of meiotic recombination intermediates; sister chromatid segregation
Cellular component (GO): nucleus
Molecular function (GO): ATP binding; DNA topoisomerase type II (double strand cut, ATP-hydrolyzing) activity; DNA binding
Source: RefSeq, a predicted model, not a curated record